Molecule: messenger RNA, 591 nt
Organism: Glarea lozoyensis ATCC 20868
Lineage: Eukaryota; Fungi; Ascomycota; Leotiomycetes; Helotiales; Helotiaceae
Exons: 3
Coding region: 1-591 (196 amino acids)
Molecular function (GO): 6-phosphogluconolactonase activity; protein binding
Source: RefSeq, a predicted model, not a curated record
AUGCCAUCAAUAAUCAGCCCUCUUUUGUUGGCGACUGUGUUGCUAGACCUGGUCGGCGCAAUCAACAUUUUUGUGUCGCAUUAUUCGGGAACAGUCCAAACUUUGACUUUGACACCAAAGACUGAUGGAUCGUACUCGCUCACAACAAACAGUUCCGUAAAUGUUGGAGGACAACCAAGUUGGAUGACGUUCGACCCAACAAGCCGGACGAUAUACAAUUCCGAUGAAACGGGAAGUGGAAGUGCAAUCUUGACUUCGGUUUCGGCUGCCAAAGAUGGAAAGUUAUCGCUGAGCGGGAAAGCGACAGGGCUGUCCUUGGGUGGUGUACACAACACUCUUUAUGGACCUGGUUAUAUUGCCGUGGCACAUUAUCAAACAUCCACCAUCACCACCUAUAAGCUACCACUGUCAAGUUCUACCAAGCCCAUCGACAGUUUGAAGUAUACAAUGAGCAGACCUGGUCCUAACGCAGGUAGAGGUAAAGACCUAUCUGAAGAGACAUCGCAAGCUGUACUUCAUCUAAAAGUACUGUCAUCCAGCCGAAACCAUUAUUCGACGUCGCCUCGCCUGUUCAUUUCAAACAAGAUUUGA